Elaeis guineensis (African oil palm) is the source of this 1854-nucleotide messenger RNA. RefSeq lists its product as uncharacterized. The record is from RefSeq and is a predicted model, not a curated record. NCBI's taxonomy places the organism in Eukaryota, Viridiplantae, Streptophyta, Magnoliopsida, Arecales, Arecaceae. Gene Ontology annotation, biological process: post-translational protein targeting to membrane, translocation. Gene Ontology annotation, cellular component: endoplasmic reticulum; endoplasmic reticulum membrane.
ACCAGAGAGAUAGGGCCCUUGGUCCUCGUGACAAAUGGAUGCGGUGCAUCUAAUGUUUAGGGCCCGGCUGACGCCAAAACGGCUUGCUUUUAAAGGGUGCGAGGUUAGGGGGUGCGCCGGUUUAGGCGUUUUGCAAGGCCCGACGCGCGCCGGGGGAGUCGAGAACUGAGCAAAGCGGUAGAAGAUGACGAAGUCGGGAACGGAGCGAAAGAGGGUCCGGCGAGCCCCGGUCGGCGGCAUCGCGGAGACCCCCCCCAAGAAGUCAGCUACAAAAAAAGAUGUGUUUCAGUUGUUUGCUGAGAAGGUUAGAGAUAACAAGCAACUUGAGUCCAGGUGGGCUAUUUUGCGAGAAACAAGGUUCGAGUAUUUUAGAGGGAAGGAUUUCGCUGUUUUCUUGAGAAAUCAUUCAGAAGUUAAGGAAAUUUUAGGAUCAGAUAAAGACCUAGAGGCAGAGGAUAUUACUAAUAUAUUACUACAGAAAAACCUCAUUGUAAGAUGUGAUCGUGUGGUGAAAACUGUUAGGCCUGGGAAGAAAAAGUUAUCAUCAUGGCCUGCUCAUUUGGAGAUUCAUCCUGAGCAAGUUUUCUCAGAAAAUGAUGCUUUUUUUGCAUGGACAUUUAUGAAAAGACAGACACUAUGGCAGACAAUUAUUUCCUUCCUUUGGCCUCUGGUGGCAUUAGCAGUGUGCCUGUUUCCUGUUUAUCCUUAUCGAUGCAAGAUAGUUGUUCUCUAUUCAUGUGCUGGUGCUCUACUACUUUUAGUAAGCCUGAUUUUAUUUAGAGCUGCAGUCUUUGGAGCUCUAUAUGUCCUCCUUGGAAAGCGUAUCUGGUUUUUCCCCAAUAUCAAUGCUGAGGAAACGACAUUUAGAGAGUUGAUCCAGUUUUGGCCUCAGAAAGAUGAAGGGGAACCGCCAAAAUGGACAUCACGGCUUACUUAUGCUGUUGCUGCUGUGCUGAUCAUAGUUUUGCUACGGCGCCAUGCACCUGAUGAGGCUGCUAGAGCCAGGUAUCAAAAGAAGGUUUCAAACAUUAUUGAUGAUGUCCUUGAGUGGUCCCCAACUUUGGCAUUAUCAGGGAUGAUGGACAGACAACAGCCUGUCGUUAAUGCAACAGAGACUAAACAUCCUACAGAUGGAAGUAGAUCAUCUGCAGAAGAAGAGCCAUAUGUUGAUAUGAAUAGGGAAGCUAACUCAGAUGGAGUUGAUGAUGAAAGUACUUUUGAUGAUGAGGCUGAUCAUUCUAAACAUGAUAGCUGAACGGAGAGAUUCUACCCUAUUGCCUCAUUGUUGUCUUUGUUUAUUUGAUUUUAGAAUCGUGUUGACCAUUAGAACUUAAAAGUCCACUCUUCCCCCCUUUGAUUGGUAAGAUGGUUAUUUGCGCUACCAACAUUGACAGAUUAGAGCAUCGAGAUGCUGGGCGAUGCUACAUAUCACUGCGUUGGCCGGUUGUAUUCCGUGCUUUGCUGGAGAAAGUGAGACAUGGUUUGAACCUUCCUAUAAAAGAAGACACUGGUUUCAGAUCUCUGUCCAUAUUUUCCGGGGGUAACCAAACAGCCUGCUGAUUGAGGCUCUGUGCUCUUCAAGGAACGCCUUAUUUUGUUUGCGACUCCAUCGGCGGAUCUCAUAGUUUCAUGCAUAAAAUUGGUGCUGCAUCUGUACUUCCAUAACAAACAUAUCAUGGCGGUAGUUGGCAGUGUGGAAUAUUUAGAAGAUACAGUUUAUAAGGUUUCCCUGCGGACUUGUUUGAUAAGUAGUUUCGAGUCCAUUUUUAGGUGCGGCAUGAACACUUUAAUAACUGUUGAUGGAGUAUAGCUGCAGCUUCAUAGAAAAUGGUAUUUUGGCGGUCUUAGAAGCUC